GCCGCUCUCAUGCUUCUCUCUGGUGGACAGUAGCAUCAAACAGAAACAAGUAGACUGUUCAUUUAACGGUUCCGCAUAAUUUUUUGAGGAAAUUAUCGGGAAAUAUUAUUCGCUUGUGGGAUUUCUUUAUGAAUAUACUUAUCAGCGCACCGUAAUUUGGAAUUUUUGAUAUUCUAAAGUGUAGAAACACGGCGAGAUGAUGCACAGAAGAGGAGGUAAGCGUAUCCGGAUGGACGAUCCGGUACCACCAGAGUACGAGACUCCGAUGACACCUAUGACACCAAUGAACGACAAUUCGGGUGGAGAUGCAAACGAUUCUUAUAGCGGUUAUACGCCAUACAAUCAGGCAUCUCAAACUCCACUACACAAUCCGACCCCAGAGCAUUAUUCUUCGGAGAGUUAUAGUUCACCUGGUACAUCUCAGCAGCAAGAACAGUCAGGGAAUUUUGACAACCAGGCACAGUUUGAGGCUCCCAUGACUCCUGCCACUCCUAACAUGAGGAUUACGAGAAAUACACGUGCCAGGAUGCGUGGAGGUGUAGUACAGCAACCUAAAUAUAAAGAAAUCGAUACUGACUAUAUCCCAACAUCUAGUGGGAAAAGCAAAGGCAAUAGUGGAAGAGGCAGAGGCAAAAGAGCACAUCACUCGCAUAGUCUGGAAGAUGAAGCUAGUCUUUACUAUGUUAUUAGAAAUAAUCGUUCUUCCCUCACUACUAUUGUUGAUGACUGGAUAGAAAAGUACAAGAGCAAUAGGGAAAAUGCUCUACUUAUGUUGAUGCAAUUUUUUAUCAAUGCAAGUGGUUGUAAAGGUCGCAUUACUUCUGAGAUGCAACUUACUAUGGAACAUGUGGCAAUUAUUCGUAAGAUGACUGAAGAAUUCGAUGAAGAGAGUGGUGAAUAUCCAUUGAUAAUGACAGGACAACAAUGGAAGAAAUUCCGUGCCAAUUUUUGCGAAUUUGUACAAAUUCUGGUCCGCCAGUGUCAAUAUUCUAUUAUUUAUGAUCAAUUUUUAAUGGAUAAUGUUAUUUCUUUGUUAACUGGACUCUCAGACUCACAAGUUAGAGCGUUCAGACAUACAGCAACACUUGCAGCUAUGAAAUUAAUGACAGCCUUGGUAGACGUUGCUUUGACUGUCUCUAUAAAUUUGGAUAAUACGCAACGACAAUACGAAGCCGAGAGACAAAAGGCCCGAGAAAAGAGAGCAGCAGACAGAUUGGAAUCUUUAAUGGCGAAACGAAAGGAGUUAGAAGAGAAUAUGGACGAAAUUAAGAAUAUGCUUACGUAUAUGUUCAAGUCAGUCUUUGUUCAUAGAUACAGAGAUACUUUGCCAGAGAUACGUGCAAUUUGCAUGGCAGAAAUUGGAGUCUGGAUGAAAAAAUUCCACCAGAAUUUCUUGGACGAUUCCUACUUAAAGUAUAUAGGUUGGACGUUGCACGACAAAGUUGGAGAAGUCAGACUGAAGUGUCUACAGGCAUUGCAACCAUUGUAUGCUUCGGAGGAGUUAAAAACGAAACUUGAGCUUUUUACCAGUAAAUUUAAAGACAGAAUCGUUGCAAUGACGUUGGACAAAGAGUAUGACGUGGCGGUCCAGGCUGUAAAAUUGGUUAUCUCGAUCCUUAAACAUCACAGAGAAAUUCUCACUGAUAAAGAUUGCGAACACGUGUACGAACUUGUUUAUUCGUCUCAUCGCGCGGUCGCGCAAGCAGCUGGUGAAUUCUUGAACGAACGUUUAUUCCGUCCGGACGACGAAGCCGUAGCGGGUGUGAAGACUAGACGCGGCAAAAAGCGAUUGCCGAAUACACCUCUUAUACGCGAUCUAGUUUUGUUCUUCAUCGAAUCCGAGUUGCAUGAGCAUGGAGCAUAUUUGGUUGACUCUUUGAUCGAGACUAAUCAAAUGAUGAAAGAUUGGGAAUGUAUGACGGAUCUUUUGCUGGAGGAGGCUGGUCCUGAGGAGGAAGCACUAGACAAUCAGAAGGAAACAUCCCUUAUCGAGUUGAUGGUUUGUUGUAUUAAACAAGCCGCUACCGGCGAAGCGCCAGUCGGCCGCGGACCAAAUCGAAAGAUUUUAUCAGUGAAAGAAGUGAAGCAAGUUAAUGACGAUAAGCAAAGAUUAACUGAACAUUUUAUUCAAACAUUACCGCUCCUGCUGGACAAGUACAGGGCGGAUCCUGAGAAAUUGGCCAACUUACUCGCAAUCCCGCAAUAUUUCGAUUUGGAUAUUUAUACGAAAUCUAGACAGGAGAUAAAUCUAGAUUCUUUAUUGAGUAAAAUUCACACAAUUGUAGAAAAGAUGCACGACACUGAAGUUUUAGAUACUGCAGCUAAGACUUUAGAACACAUGUGUGUGGACGGUCAUGCUAUCUUUACUAGAUGCGACGUCGCUCGGUCUACAUUGAUCGAUUCCAUUGUAAAUAAGUAUAAAGAAGCGAUCGACGAGUAUCGGAAUUUGAUAGAGGGAGAUGAGGUACCGGACGAAGAUGAAACUUUCAAUGUUAUCCAGUCUCUCAAGAAAGUCUCCAUAUUUUAUUCUUGUCACAAUAUGAAUCCAUGGAAUAUAUGGGAUUCUCUAUACAAAGAUAUAGAAGAUGCGAAAGAUCCUACAAAAUGCUUACCGUUUAAUGCAGUUAAGUAUUGCAUAAGCGCUUGCUUUUUCGCUAUCUUAUGGGGUCAAAAUCACUUGAUGGAAGCUGUCGAUUCUGGCAAUCGUGGCGAAGAUGAAUGUCGACAACUGAAGGAACGGUUGCAUUCAUUUAUGGGCUCGAUGCGCCAUUUCGUUAGUGGCGACAGUAGCGGCACACCAUCACCGCCGAUAUUGAGAGAAGAAGCAUAUAAUACGAUAUGCGAUCUGUUGGUGGUAUUCUGCAAUCAACUGACUACACAUACCAAUCAUCUGAUGCAUCAAUUGGUGUACGAACCUGAUCAAGCAAUGCAGAAUAUGCUUAAUAGAUUUAUACAAGAAUACGUCUUCUUUGAAGAGGAGGAUGAUGAACACGACGAGCACUCCAAGAUCGAAGAGCUGCACAAGCGAAGAAACUUCUUAGCAGGUUACUGCAAGCUAAUCGUUUAUAAUAUGAUUCCUACGAAAGCCGCAGCCGAUGUAUUUAAGCAUUAUGUGAAGUAUUACAAUGAUUACGGCGACAUUAUUAAAACCACAUUGGGAAAAGCGAGAGACAUCAACAAAACGAAUUGCGCGCUAACCAUGCAACAGAGUUUGAACAUUUUGUAUAACGAAAUUGUAACUGAGAAAGGCAAAGUGAACCGAAGCAGCGAAGAAUUCACUGCAAUUAGAGAACUCGCAAAACGAUUUGCGUUAUCCUUCGGUUUAGAUGCCGUGAAAAAUCGCGAAGCAAUCACAGCCUUACAUCGCUCAGGUGUGUUAUUUGCCAUUACUCCACCAGAUGGUAUCGAGCAGGACCCCACAGGCCCGCCACCAAAUCUACCAUUCCUUGAAAUAUUGUCCGAAUUCACGAAUAAACUCCUCAAACAGGACAAACGUGUUGUUCUAAACUUUCUGGACAGACGAUUGCAAGCUGGAAUGCCAUCGUCACGAGGCGAAGACUGGCAACCUUUACUUCUGUAUAGAAACAGCUUGCUGCACGGCGAGACUGAUCAAGUUCCUGUGACAAGUAAACGAGCUUAUACGAGACGCAAGAAGGAUCAGUUAGCCGAGGAAGAAGAAGCAGAUGAACCUGAUGAGGGUUCUGAUCAUGAAUUUUCAGGGUAACCUGAUUGUUACACAAGUUAAGGCUCCUGUUUCCUUGCCGUGGUUAUUUUAGAUUAUGAUGUUGGAAGCGAAAAAAUAUAUGUCCAAAAUUCUUGCAAAAUUAAGAUGUCUAAAAAAACAUGUCUAUAGAAUGACGCGAUUGAUUUGAGUAGAUUGUAUAAUAUUCCGAAAUCUUCUUCUUUACUUUAAUAAUCAAUAAAAAGUCAAAAUUAACGUGACAAAAUUAUUUAAUUAAAAAAUAGAUCAUAAGUCUUGUUAAUUUUAUAUUAAUUUUUGCGGUUAUUUAUUGAUUGUUAGAGCAAAAGAUAACUUUAGAAUAUUUCACAAAUUUGCAUAAAAAAUCGAUCGCAAGUAUAAUUUUAUGGAUAUCUUUUUUUUUAUUUCAGCGUGCUUUGUAAAAAGUUUGAGUAUGUAUUUUCUCGCUUUUGACGUCAUAAUGUAAAAUAGUCGUGGUGAAGACCAGGAGCUUUAAAGAAUGUAUUUUUAGAGGAAUAUCAAUUGUGUAUCUGAAAGUUAUAUGUAAGGGGCAAAAAUUGUACAAGAAACUUUUGAUGUAAUUUAUUAUUCCUGGUGCCUGCUUUCUCUUUAUUUCGUUUAACAAAUGAAGUCACACUUCUAAACUAGAAUAAGAGAAUAUUAAGGGAUAGAUCAUAUUGUCACAGAUUAUGGUAUUUUUGAAACAAAUGAGAAAGAUCGUACAUAGAGAACGAUGUGUGUAUUUUGUCGAAUGAUUAAAAUCGAGUAAGCUUAAAACUUUGUAUUCUGUUUAUAUAUCAAUAAUACAAAUUGGUGAGAUAGAUAUGAAUAUGUGAGAUUACUUUAAAUAAGACCCUCUAUACUCCCAGUGUUCCUAAAUCCUACUUUAUUAAAAUGAAAAAUUGUCAUUAAAAAGCGCGAUGUAUGUAUUAUCAAUUAUUAAUAUACAGAAAACAUGUGAGAGAGAAUAAGACCUUUGUUUUACACUUUUCUUUCUCUCUCAUUCUCCAUCUUACUCUUUUUUAAAAUUGAUAAUGUGAGCAUUCUUUUUCAUAGCACGCCGUUCUCUAUAACCAUCUCCUUACAAAAAUGUUAUCUAUCAUUCUUCGUUUGCAUCUCUCUCUUUCGCUCUCUCUUGAUUAAUUUUAUAUUAUAUUUUAUAAUAUGAUAUUGUUUUAUAUGAUAUUGUUAUAAUAUGAUAUUGUUUUAUCAAGAUUUUGAUACAUUUCGUUGAUUUACAAUGUAUAACAUAAUAAAUUAUAAAUUUUCUCUUUA
Molecule: messenger RNA, 4975 nt
Organism: Odontomachus brunneus
Lineage: Eukaryota; Metazoa; Arthropoda; Insecta; Hymenoptera; Formicidae
Gene: SA1
Product: cohesin subunit SA-2
Exons: 16
Coding region: 197-3724 (1175 amino acids)
Biological process (GO): sister chromatid cohesion
Cellular component (GO): nucleus; cohesin complex; chromatin
Molecular function (GO): chromatin binding
Source: RefSeq, a predicted model, not a curated record